Messenger RNA from Phyllostomus hastatus (greater spear-nosed bat), 627 nucleotides. RefSeq names its product U4/U6.U5 tri-snRNP-associated protein 1-like. The coding region runs from base 1 to 627 and encodes 208 amino acids. The transcript has a single exon. Lineage: Eukaryota; Metazoa; Chordata; Mammalia; Chiroptera; Phyllostomidae. Gene Ontology annotation, biological process: maturation of 5S rRNA; mRNA cis splicing, via spliceosome. Gene Ontology annotation, cellular component: U4/U6 x U5 tri-snRNP complex. The record is from RefSeq and is a predicted model, not a curated record.
AUGGCUGCACACCAGUCCCACAGGGAGGAGAACAUCGGCUGGAUCACGGUCCACUUGGACGAGGAGCAGCAGCAUCAGGGCUUCUCUGCCUCCUCCACCACCAUCCUGGACGAGGAGCCCAUCGUGAGCAGAGGGCUGGCGGCCGCGCUGCUCCUGUGUCAGAAGAAAGGGCUGCUGGAGACCACAGCGCAGAAGGUGGCCCAGGUGAAGGCCCCCAGUAAGGCCCUGCCGUCAGCGGUGCACUGCACUGAAGACAAGACAGCCAUCGGUGACGAGCGCAGCCAGUGGGAGGAGUUCCACGGCUUCACCCGGGACUUCAAGGAGAAGGACGGCUACCAGCCCCACGUUCGGAUCGAGUACGUGGAUGAGACGGGCCGGAAGCUCACCCCUAAGGAGGCUUUCCGGCAGCUGUCCCACCGCUUCCACGGGAAGGGCUCAGGCAAGAAGAAGACAGAGCGGCGGAUGAAGAAGCUGGACCAGGAGGCGCUCCUGAAGAAGAUGAGCUCCAGCGACACGCCCCUGGGCACCGUGGCUCUGCUCCGGGAGAAGCAGAAGGCCCAGAAGACACCGUACAUUGUGCUCAGUGGCAGUGGGAAGAGCAGGAACGCCAACACCAUCACCAAGUGA